UCUUCUUUUUUUUGCCCGCUACUCGUAAAUUUUACAAAAUAAACAAAAAAAUGCACAAAACAUGACGGAGGAGAAGAACGACCAAUUGCGGCAACAGCUCAUCGCGGCGGUAGUGAAAAAGCGCGCGGCAAUUGCGCGGGCUCAGGAAGUUGUGGUGAGGCUCCUGGAGCCCGACGUAGCAGAGCUGGAAUUCCUGGCCAUGCUCUGGGAAAUCGCACCCAACCACUAUACCGACAUUGUGGAUGAGCGCGAAAUCAGCCGAUACUGUGGGUACCCGCUCUGCUCCAAUGUCUUGCAGAAUGUACCCAACCAGAAGUACCAAAUCAGUGCAUCGCAAAACAAGGUCUACGAUAUCACAGAGCGCAAGAAAUUCUGCUCCGGCUAUUGUUUCCGCGCUUCAGAGUACAUUAAGGCCCAGGUGCCGACGUCGCCGCUGUGGCUGCGCGACAGGGAGUUGCGGCCGAGCUUUCAGCUGCUGCCGCGAGACAAAUGAAAAGAUCAGUCUCAAAGCGAACGGCAACUGGGAAAGUUCCAAGGCGGCAAAGGAAGAAAAACAGAAGGAAAACCCAAUUUAUAUUUUGGAAAAAAACAAACAAAUUGAUGAGAAAACUCUUUAUAUAUGUGCGUGUGUGUGAGGAAAGUGGAGCAAAAGUGAAAACCUUGAAAACGAAAAGCCACAAAGGAAAAAAUUAACAUCUACAAAAUUCAAUUAAAAGGAAAAUAAAGUGCAAAAAAUGUAUUAAAAUUUAAAGAAAAUAUAUUUAGUGAAUAUAUAACGACUAAAUGGAAUUGUGUUAUGAGAUCUACUGAAUAUAUGUGAUGCAUUUCAUAUCGUAUAUGAAUAUAUAUAACAACAAGAACUUGGUUUAGUCGCGCCUUGAUGAUCACAAAUUUCAAUUGAAUUUAAU
Molecule: messenger RNA, 908 nt
Organism: Drosophila miranda
Lineage: Eukaryota; Metazoa; Arthropoda; Insecta; Diptera; Drosophilidae
Product: putative RNA polymerase II subunit B1 CTD phosphatase RPAP2 homolog
Exons: 5
Coding region: 62-493 (143 amino acids)
Cellular component (GO): cytoplasm; nucleus
Molecular function (GO): RNA polymerase II CTD heptapeptide repeat phosphatase activity; RNA polymerase core enzyme binding
Source: RefSeq, a predicted model, not a curated record